Messenger RNA from Manis javanica (Malayan pangolin), 4474 nucleotides. Lineage: Eukaryota; Metazoa; Chordata; Mammalia; Pholidota; Manidae. The record is from RefSeq and is a predicted model, not a curated record.
UCCAGGCAUCUGACUCAGAGACCCGCCUCUGUGGGAGCAGAGAACGUCCAGGUCUCAUCCUUUGCCUUUGACGGGGCCCCGUCCCCCGGCUUCCGGGAUAAGCGAUGCCGUGGUCUGGGCCGGGCAGCUGGAGAGAGGAGUGAGGGAGGAGGCAGCCCCGGGGCUGUGUGCAGGGAGGUAGGUGGGCGCCCAGGGACCCGCGCAGUGGCGGCCAAGCCCAGCGCGGUCACCGCCCGUCGGCCGCGCGCCAGAGACCAGGAGAGGAAGAGCUCCGCGUCUUCCCUGAGGAUGGACCCGCACGGCCGUUCUGGGAGGAGAAAACCUACGAAACCCCGGUCCAUCUCGCGGGCCCUGAUCCUCUGUGGCGCUAAGACCAGUGACGAUGGCUCCAGCCCGGACGAGAGAUGUCCUGACCCCUUCGGGGCCGCCCUGGGCCCGGGCGAGGGGGGCGGCCUCCACGCAGCUGCGCCCCUGGCAGGCCCGCGGGAGGCCGGGCCCAGCAGCGCUCCUGGCCCAGCGCCGGCCUCCGAGGCUGCUCGGCUGUCAGCCGCUGGGAGCGACCGGGGCAAGGGCUGCAGGCGGGCGUUCUUCCUGAAGGAAGCAUCUACAACUUCUCGAGAGAAGUCUGGAAAAUCAGAUGCCCAAAGUAGUAACUUCCUGCUUCCCAAAGCCUUUCACCAGAGGACACGCAGCAACUCGACCAGUGUGAAUCCUUACUGCGCAGAUUCUCCAGGGACCAUGAAAGCCGCGGGCCCCCACGACGGGCAGCCUUACUCCCUCUGCAGCGACAGGAAGUGUCUCUCCCAACAGCUGGAUGGUCCAGAGGGAAUGGCUGCGGGCACAUCGAGGCCAACGCGGUCGCUCAGCACAGCUCAGCUCGCGCAGCCGUCUGGGGGCCUGCAGGCUUCGGUCAUCUCCAACAUCGUGCUGAUGAAGGGCCAGGCCAAGGGCCUGGGCUUCAGCAUCGUCGGAGGCAAGGACAGCAUUUACGGCCCCAUUGGGAUUUACGUCAAAACCAUCUUUGCAGGAGGGGCAGCAGCAGCCGACGGAAGGCUGCAGGAAGGUGAUGAAAUUCUGGAACUCAACGGGGAAUCGAUGGCUGGACUCACACAUCAGGAGGCUCUGCAGAAGUUCAAGCAAGCCAAAAAGGGGCUCCUGACCCUCACAGUGAGGACCCGGCUGUCGGUGGCCCACUCCCCGAGCCGCCGCCUGUCCCCGCCGCUGGCUCGCUCCUUGAGCUCCGGCACCUGCACCGCCAGGGACAGCGGCCCCCUCAUCUCGGGAAGCCCCACGGCUCCUGCCGGUGCCUCUGAGUGCAGCCCCCGAGUCAUGGUGGAGGUGUCCCUGGAGAAAGAGGCCGGCGUCGGGCUGGGAAUCGGCCUGUGCAGCGUGCCCUACUUCCAGUGCGUCUCCGGCAUUUUCGUUCACACUCUGUCUCCAGGAUCUGUGGCACAUCUGGAUGGACGACUCCGGUGUGGUGAUGAGAUUGUGGAGAUCAAUGACUCCCUGGUGCGCUGCAUGACGCUCAAUGAGGUCCACGCCAUCCUGGGUCACUGCAGUCCCGGGCCAGUGCCCAUCACCGUCAGCCGCCAUCCGGACGCCCAGGUCUCCGAACUGCAACUCAAAGAGGCUGUGACCCAGACUAUGGAAAACACCAAGUUUGGAAAAGAGAGGCAUCAGUGGAGUCUGGAAGGUGUCAAGAGGCUGGAGAGCAGCUGGCACGGGCGGCCGACGCUGCAGAGGGAGCAAGAGAGGAACUCGGCGCCCCCGCACCGCAGGGCUCGGGAGGUCGUGGUCCGCUCCGGCAGCGACGGCGGCUGUGCGCCCGCGUCCCCGGCUGGGGGUCCCGGCCGCUGUGGGGGGCAGCAGCCGGCGGGCCCGGACGUCAGCUCUCCCAGGCCCAGGGCCGAGCUGCCCCUGGGGCAGGAGCCAGCGGGGCUUCCCGCGGCCCCGUCCAGGCCGGCCCAGGAGAGCCCGCCCCGCCCCGACGGCCAGGACGGCCACCCGCCCCUGAGACUGAAGAAGUCCUUGGAGAUUUUGGUGAGGAAGCCCACGUCCUCCAAGCCCAAGCCGCCACCCAGAAAAUACUUCAAGAGCAGCCGUGACCCUGAGACGGGUCUGGAAGAGAGAGACUCUGCCCCGUGCCCUUCUGGGCACGCCUCGCCCGCCUGUGGCCAGGAAGCUGCGGGGAUGUUAACAUCACGGCUGCCACCGGAAGACACGGCUGGGACAGUCCCCCGUGCCGUCGCCUGCUGCCCAGGACCUGCAGCCGACCCGCACCCAGCGCCCUCCUCGGAGGCCCAGCCGGGCAGGAGAGCAGCCCCCCCAGUGACCCACCCGCUGCUCCGGAGGCAGGCUCGGAUGGACUACAGCCCCGAUACCACAGCCGAAGACCCGUGGGUUAGGAUUUCCGACUGCAUCAAGAGUCUGUUUAGCCCCAUCAUGAGUGAGAACCACAGCCCCAUGCCACUGCAGCCCGCUGCCAGCAGGGGUGCAGAGGGGACGCAGGGCCACCCGGCCGGGACCCCGCCAAAGCUGGAUGCCCCCAGCGGUGCUCCCCAGGUCUACAAGUCGGCCGACAGCAGCGCCGGGAAGAAGGGUCCUCCCGUGGCCCCCAAGCCGGCCUGGUUUCGCCAGAGCUUGAGAGGUUUGCGGAUUCGCGCUGCAGAGGCGGCCGCCUGCACUCAGCCAGCGCCCGCGCCCAGGGGCCACCCGGGGCCCCACACACGGGCCGUCUCCUCCAUCAAGCAGAGAAUCAGCUCCUUUGAGACAUUUGGUGCCUCUCAGCUGCCUGACAAAGGGGCCCCGAGACCAAGCCUCCAGCCCUCCUCGGGGGAGGCGGCAAAACCCGGGAGGCAGGAGGGAAGCAGGGUCUCUGGUCCCGCAGGGCAAGGGGCUCCCCACUCCGCUGUGCAGCUGAUGCCGCAGUGCCAUCCCAAGGCCUCCCAGGCCAGUGAGCCAGGUGUGGCGGGAGCCCUGCCCCCAGGACAGCCAGCCGCUCAGGAAGCCCUCGCCCCUGACACCCACCCGCUCCUGCGGCUGCUGUCAUCUCAGAGUGAGGACGUUCAGGGCCCGGUCGUCAAGGCGCCCAGCCAGCGGGCACGGAGCUUCCCCCUGUCCAGGGCGCAGUCUUGGGAGCUGAGGUCACAGGACGAGAAGACCAGCAGGCUCUACUCCAUCAGCAGCCAGGUGUCCUCGGCCGUCAUGAAGUCCCUGCUGUGCCUCCCGUCCUCAGUCUCCUGCAGCCAGACCGCCUGCGUCACCCCGGAGGGUGCCCCUCCAGCACCGCUGUCCAGGGAAGGCCCUGCGGCGAGCGGUUCUCCAGAAGCUCCUGCCUCCUGCCCGGACUCGGGGUUCUCGCUCAACCUUUCUGAGCUGCGAGAGUACACGGAGGGUCUCAGCGCGCCCACGGAAGCUGACGCCGGGGACCACGGCUCCCCUCAGGCUGGCCAGUCGGUCAUCUCCCUGCUGAGCUCUGAGGAAUUGAAGAAACUCAUAGAGGAAGUGAGGGUUCUGGAUGAAGCAACCUUGAAGCAAUUAGAUAGCAUCCACGUCACCAUCCUACACAAGGAAGAAGGCGCCGGCCUUGGGUUCAGCUUGGCUGGAGGAGCAGAUCUGGAGAACAAGGUGAUCACGGUUCACAAAGUGUUCCCCAGCGGGCUGGCCUCCCAGGAAGGGACAAUUCAGAAGGGAUAUGAGGUCCUUUCCAUAAAUGGCAAGUCCCUCAAAGGGGCCACGCACAACGAUGCCCUGGCCCUCCUCCGCCAAGCCCGGGACCCGCGGCAAGCCGUGGUCGUCACAAGGAAGCUGCCUCCGGAGGCCACGCCAGACCUGAACUCCUCCGCGGACUCCACAGCCUCGGCCUCCGGGGCCGGUGACAUUUCCGUGGAAUCCACGGAGGAUGCGGCGUGCACGCUGACGCUAGAGAAGACCUCUGCAGGGCUGGGCUUCAGCCUGGAAGGAGGAAAGGGCUCCCUGCUCGGGGACAAGCCUCUCACCAUUAACAGGAUCUUCAAAGGGGCAGCCUCAGAACAGAGCGAGACGGUCCAGCCAGGAGACGAAAUCCUGUGCUUGGCUGGCACUGCCGUGCAGGGCCUCACCCGGUUUGAAGCCUGGAACGUCAUCAAGGCUUUGCCUGAUGGACCCGUGACGAUUGUCGUCAGGAGGAAGAGCCCCCAGGCCGAGGGGCCGGCGGCGGCCGGAGACUGCUAGGCAGUGCGCGCCUCCUCACAACCGCUGAGCUCAGGGUCACUGCCAACCCUCCGCCCAGAGCGGGGACAGCACGGUGUGCUUCCCGGGGCUGCUGCCUGGGUCCAGACCUCCUGGGACACUGCCCAGCAAGAGAGUUGUCCCAGCGGCAAGGGCAGUCACGCUGGGCGGCCGGUGCAGACUGGACUAUGCACAGAGAGAGCUGAAGGGUGACACUGUGGUGCUGUAAAUAAAGUGGAUCUGUGACCGUUUGUUACGGGAUCUG